AUGCUGAAAGGGGAUACAAUUAUUAAAGAAAAACAAAAACAAAUAGCUGCAGUAUUGACUGCUAUUGGCUCUGGUUUAGAGUCCAUAUUAAAGAACGGAGACAAAAUAGAAAUAAUCCGUAACAUAAAUGAUGCAUCCAAACUAUUAUGUGAUUAUUUUCAAUCUGAGACCAAUAAUAGAAAAAUUUUAAUUACUAAUGCAGUUAAUCACAACCUUAAAGAGACUCUAAAGGGGGACUCAGAUAUGUUCUUAUUCGGAACAAAUUUAGCAGAAAGAAUAAAGAAUGCAAAAAUUAUACAGAGAUCUGGAAAAGAUCUGAAAGAAAAACAGGAGCGACUUAAGGGGCCAACAAAGACUUUAAACUGGCGGGGCCCUCCUCAGUUGAGCACCAGGCUGGGGGGGAAGAGAGUAACCAAGCCCAAAACCAAGCAGCAGCAACAACAACAGAAACCACUGCCUCCUCGACGAUAUUAG
Messenger RNA from Parnassius apollo (apollo), 474 nucleotides. The record is from the annotation of a GenBank genome assembly. Lineage: Eukaryota; Metazoa; Arthropoda; Insecta; Lepidoptera; Papilionidae.